This is a messenger RNA of Capsella rubella, 1189 nucleotides long. RefSeq names its product protein-S-isoprenylcysteine O-methyltransferase B. Gene Ontology annotation, cellular component: endoplasmic reticulum; membrane. Gene Ontology annotation, molecular function: protein C-terminal S-isoprenylcysteine carboxyl O-methyltransferase activity. NCBI's taxonomy places the organism in Eukaryota, Viridiplantae, Streptophyta, Magnoliopsida, Brassicales, Brassicaceae. The record is from RefSeq and is a predicted model, not a curated record. Bases 470 to 1063 code for a protein of 197 amino acids. The transcript has 2 exons. Gene Ontology annotation, biological process: C-terminal protein methylation.
CUAUUGACUGACUUGAAGUCUCUCAAUCUAGACAUCUCUAGUACUUGGAGCCCCAACAAAAAAAAAAUGAAAAAAAAGAAAUUGAACCGGAACUAACCGAUUGGUGAAAUUGGAUCAAACCGUCUCGAACCAAUAACCCUAAAAUGACAAAGCGGAACCCUGGUUCUCUGGGAUACCAUAUCGGAGCUCCAGCAACGUUUGCUCUCAUCGAUUUUGCCCGGAAGCUCUAUGGUUCAGACAAGACCUUGUUUUCUCGGUGAUUACCAAAUGUAAUGAUGAGAUCUUUGUGUUUUACAAAAGUAAUUCUUUAAUCAUAUCAAGCAAAGAUAAAAGGGCAAAGGUGUAAACUUUGCUUCUCUCCUCCAAAGUCCACGCGAUUCUCACUCCAGCAAAUUCCAGACUUUCUCGCAUUUCCCCUCGCAGCAACCGUCAAUUCUAAAGGGGUCUUAGUUAAUCUUGUGAAGAAUCAAUGACAGAGAUAUUUAGUGACACCGGAUUCAGGCAGUUAACUCAAAUGUUCCUGGCCAUAAUCUUCUUCCAUACAUCGGAAUACAUUCUCGCCAUAGCCAUUCAUGGGAGGUCCAGAGUCACUUUAAGCUCACUUUUGAUCAGCAAACACUAUGCAUUAGCAAUGGUAAUCUCAGUUCUCGAGUACCUAGCGGAGAUAGUAUUCUUCCCGGGACUGAAACAACACUGGUGGAUCAGCAAUUUCGGUCUCAUAAUGAUCCUAUUCGGAGAAAUCAUCCGCAAAACCGCUAUAAUCACAGCAGGUAGAUCGUUCACACACCUUAUAAAGAUUCGCAAGGAGGAGCAUCAUAGGCUUGUGACAGGAGGAGUGUAUCAAAUCAUGAGGCAUCCAAGUUACUCCGGGUUUCUUGUUUGGUCAGUCGGAACACAAGUGAUGCUGUGUAAUCCCGUUUCAGCGAUUGCGUUUGCAGUUGUGGUGUGGCGGUUCUUUGCAGAGAGAAUACCUUAUGAGGAGCAUUACUUGAAGCAGUUUUUUGGGAGACAGUAUGUGGAGUAUGCGCAGAGAGUGCCUUCUGGUGUUCCCUUUGUAAAAUGAACCGUAGAAAUCAAUUAUGAGCAUAUAUGAGAAUGGUCUUAUUACUUUGUUUACAGAGAAAAUUAUGAAAGACACGUUACUCAUGUAUUAGAUAAAUGUUCUUGUCAAUGGUGAUUAUUUGGUCUA